Cynara cardunculus var. scolymus (artichoke) is the source of this 2055-nucleotide messenger RNA. Its product is annotated as protein NRT1/ PTR FAMILY 3.1-like. The coding region runs from base 1 to 1758 and encodes 585 amino acids. The transcript is spliced from 4 exons. NCBI's taxonomy places the organism in Eukaryota, Viridiplantae, Streptophyta, Magnoliopsida, Asterales, Asteraceae. Gene Ontology annotation, biological process: transmembrane transport. Gene Ontology annotation, molecular function: transmembrane transporter activity. The record is from RefSeq and is a predicted model, not a curated record. Gene Ontology annotation, cellular component: plasma membrane.
AUGGAAGAUACCAAUACCAAUACUCAUCAUCAUGCCAAAAGACCCAAAGGUGGACUCAUCACCAUGCCCUUCAUUUUUGCGAACGAGGUGUGUGAGAAGCUGGCUGUCGUGGGAUUCCAAACGAAUAUGAUAAGCUACUUAACACUACAGCUGCAUAUGCCAUUGACCAAAGCCGCCAACACUCUAACCAACUUUGGUGGUACCGCGAGCCUGACUCCUUUGCUCGGGGCUUUCAUAGCCGAUUCGUUUGCGGGUCGGUUUUGGACCAUUAGUGUGGCUUCUGUUAUUUAUCAGAUCGGGAUGGUAUCAUUAACAAUAUCGGCAAUACUACCAAAGUUAAGACCCCCACCCUGCCAAAACGGACAAAUAUGCCAAGAAGCGGAUACGGGUCAGCUAGCAAUCUUAUACAUAUCUCUUUUGCUAACGGCAAUCGGGUCGGGUGGGAUCCGACCCUGCGUGGUGGCGUUUGGAGCGGACCAGUUUGACGAAACGGACGAGAAACAGAAGACUAGCACAUGGAAAUUCUUCAACUGGUAUUACUUUUGCAUGGGGGCAUCUAUGCUUGUAGCGGUGACGGUGAUCGUGUACAUUCAGGACAAUGUAGGGUGGGGGUGGGGUCUCGGUGUCCCGUCGAUAGCGAUGGCUAUCUCCAUCGUGGCCUUCGUGUUUGGUCUCCCGUUGUACCGGAAUAUGGAUCCAUCGGGUAGCCCGUUUACCCGGUUGGUGCAAGUGUGUGUGGCAGCUUAUAAGAAGAGAAAUUUGGCAAUGGUUUCAGAUCCUAAGCUGCUGUAUGUGAAUGAAGAGCUUGAUGCCUCCAUUUCUAUUGCUGGGACACUUCUCCAUACCAAACAAAUGAAGUUCUUGGACAAAGCUGCCAUUGUAACCCCACAAGACUUCACAGAAUCUCAAUCAAAACCAAACUUGUGGAGAUUAAACACAGUCCACAGAGUUGAAGAGCUAAAAUCACUUCUCAGAAUGGGUCCAAUUUGGGCUUCUGGAAUCAUUCUAUUCACAGCCUAUGUUCAACAAAACACUUUCUCACUUCAACAAGCCAAAACCAUGAACAGACACCUCACUAAAUCCUUCCAAAUCCCCGCCGGCUCCAUGUCCGUCUUCACCUUGACCUCGAUGCUAGCCACCAUCGUCUUCUACGACCGCGUGUUUGUCCCCUUCAUGCGCAGAUUCACAGGGGUAGAACGGGGAGUUUCUUUCCUUUGCAGGAUGGCCAUUGGGUUCAGUAUAUCGGUUUUCGCCACACUCAUAGCUGGAUUCAUGGAAAUAAAGCGUAAAAAUGUCGCUUUUGCCCAUGGUUUGACCGAUAAACCACAUGAAACGAUUCCCAUCAUGGUGUUUUGGUUGGUGCCACAGUAUGUCCUUCAUGGGGUGGCUGAAGCUUUCAUAUCAAUUGGGCAUCUUGAAUUUAUGUAUGAUCAAGCCCCGGAGAGCAUGAGGAGCACGGCGACUGCGUUGUUUUGGUUGGCAAUUUCGGCUGGAAAUUACAUGAGUACCCUUCUGGUGACCAUGAUUCACAAGUUUAGCCAAGGGAGUGACGGGUCAAAUUGGCUUCCUGAUAAUAACUUGAAUAAGGGAAAAUUGGAGUAUUUUUACUGGAUAAUAACAGCCUUGCAGGUUCUUAAUCUAGUCUACUACUUGUUUUGUGCAAAAUUUUACACUUUUAAACCCCUUGAAGUACUUGUUGAUCAUAGAGAUAAAGGUGAUCGCAAAGGCCAUGAGCUUGAGCUCGGAACCCGUGUUUGAUUUGAACAAAUGAACACAGUAUAUCUGAUCUGAAGGUAGAGACGUCUGUAAUUUCUAUGUGAAACUCAUGUUUGGUUAGAACAAACCAAAUGAGCUGAAUAUAUCUAAUUUAGAGACCGAGUUUGUAAAUAAGAUAUAGAUAAAUAUGUCUUGUAAUUUAAAGGAUAAAACAGAUUAGGACUUGUGGAAUUUUGGUUAUAGGUUGACCAAAAAGGUAUAUGUAGUGGUCAAAGUCAAAGGGGUAUGCAUGUAAUUUCAACUAAAUCAUUAAAGCGUUUAUAUAAGAUAUUUCAAAUA